CGGCUUGGAGCUGAGUUCUGAAGGCUGCUCUGGGACAGACAGACUCAGACUGAUGAACGAAGGGCGCUCCAUGGCCACGCCUGGAGAGCAGUGCGCCAGCCUGAGGGUCUGGAACCAGACAGAGCAGGAGCCUGUGGCCUAUCACUUGCUCAGCCUGUGCUUUGUGCGAGCCGCCAGCAGCUGGGUGCCCCCCAUGUACCUCUGGGUCCUCGGCCCCAUCUACCUUCUCUACAUCCAUCGCCAUGGCCGGUGCUACCUCCGGAUGUCCCACCUCUUCAAAACCAAAAUGGUGCUGGGCUUGGCCCUCAUCCUUAUGUAUACCUUCAACGUGGCCGUGCCUCUGUGGAGGAUCCACCAGGGCGUGCCCCAGGCCCCAGAGCUUCUCAUUCACCCUACUGUGUGGCUCACCACCAUGAGCUUUGCCACCUUUCUGAUCCACAUGGAGAGAAGGAAGGGAGUCCGGGCAUCCGGGGUGCUGUUUGGGUACUGGCUGCUCUGCUGCAUCUUGCCAGGAAUCAACGCUGUGCAGCAGGUCUCUGCAGGGAACUUCCGUCAGGAGCCCCUCCACCACCUGGCCACCUACCUGUGCUUGUCCCUGGUGGUGGCUGAGCUGGUGCUGUCCUGUCUGGUGGACCAGCCACCCUUCUUCUCGGAAGACUCCCAGCAAUUGAAUCCGUGCCCAGAGGCCGAGGCCUCCUUUCCCUCCAAGGCCAUGUUCUGGUGGGCCUCUGGACUGCUAUGGAGGGGCUACAAAAAGCUGCUGGGGCCGAAAGACCUCUGGUCACUUGGGAGAGAAAACUCUUCAGAAGAACUCGUUUCCCAGCUGGAAAGAGAAUGGAGGAGAAGCUGCAAUGGGCUGCCAGGGCACAAAGGGCACAGUAGUGUGGGGGUCCCCGAGGCAGAGGCCUUCCUGCAGCCAGAGAGGAGCCAGCGGGGCCCACUGCUCAGGGCUAUCUGGCGUGUGUUCCGGUCCACCUUCCUGCUGGGGACCCUCAGCCUGGUCAUUAGUGAUGCCUUCAGGUUUGCUGUUCCCAAGCUCCUCAGUCUGUUUCUGGAGUUCAUGGGUGACCGCAACUCCUCGGCGUGGACAGGCUGGCUCCUAGCUGUGCUGAUGUUCUCCGCAGCCUGCCUACAGACGUUGUUUGAACAGCAGCACAUGUACAGAGCCAAGGUCCUGCAGAUGAGGCUGCGAACAGCAAUCACUGGCCUGGUGUACAGAAAGGUCCUGGUCCUCUCCAGUGGUUCCAGAAAGUCCAGCGCAGCAGGGGACGUGGUCAACCUGGUGUCGGUGGACAUCCAGCGGCUGGCCGAGAGCAUCAUCUACCUCAACGGGCUGUGGCUGCUCUUCCUGUGGAUCUUUGUGUGCUUUGUCUACCUGUGGCAGCUCCUUGGACCCUCUGCUCUCACAGCCGUUGCUGUCUUCCUGAGCCUCCUCCCUCUGAACUUCUUCAUCACCAAGAAGAGGGGCUUCCAUCAGGAAGAACAGAUGAGGCAGAAGGCCUCCAGAGCACGGCUCACCAGCUCUAUGCUCAGAACUGUGAGAACCAUCAAGUCCCAUGGCUGGGAGCAUGCCUUCCUGGAGCGACUCCUUCACAUCCGGGGCCAGGAGCUCAGCGCCCUGAAGACUUCCACCCUCCUCUUCUCUGUGUCUCUCGUGUCCUUCCAAGUGUCUACAUUUCUGGUGGCGCUGGUCGUGUUUGCUGUCCACACCCUGGUGGCAGAGGACAAUGCCAUGGAUGCAGAGAAGGCCUUUGUGACGCUCACAGUGCUCAGCAUCCUUAACAAAGCCCAGGCCUUCCUCCCCUUCUCUGUGCACUGCAUUGUUCAGGCUCGAGUGUCCUUUGACCGGCUGGCUGCCUUCCUCUGCCUGGAAGAAGUAGACCCCAAUGGCAUGAUUGCGAGUAACUCCAGGCGCUCCUCGAAGGAUCGAAUUUCUGUACACAAUGGCACCUUCGCUUGGUCCCAGGAGAGCCCACCCUGCCUGCACGGGAUCAACCUCACCGUGCCCCAGGGCUGUCUGCUGGCUGUUGUGGGUCCAGUGGGGGCUGGGAAGUCCUCCCUGCUGUCUGCCCUGCUUGGAGAGCUGUUGAAGGUAGAAGGGUCUGUGAGCAUUGAGGGUUCCGUGGCCUACGUGCCUCAGGAGGCCUGGGUCCAGAAUACCUCUGUGGCGGAGAAUGUGUGCUUCAGGCAGGAGCUGGACCUGCCCUGGUUGCAGAAAGUUCUAGACGCCUGUGCCUUGGGGUCUGAUGUGGCCAGCUUCCCUGCAGGAGUUCACACCCCAAUCGGGGAGCAGGGCAUGAAUCUUUCUGGGGGCCAAAAGCAGCGGCUGAGCUUGGCUCGGGCUGUGUACAGAAAGGCUGCCAUCUACUUGCUGGAUGACCCCCUGGCAGCGCUGGAUGCUCACGUCAGCCAGCAGGUCUUCAAACAGGUCAUCGGGCCCAGUGGAUUGCUCCAGGGUACGACUCGGAUCCUUGUAACACACACGCUGCACAUCCUGCCCCAGGCUGACCGGAUCCUGGUGCUGGCCAAUGGGACUAUCGCAGAGAUGGGCUCCUAUCAGGACCUUCUGCAAAGGAACGGAGCCCUGGUGGAUCUUCUGGAUGGAGCCAGACAGCCUGCAGGAACACACGAUGCAGCUACCAGUGACGACCUUGGAGGCUUUCCUGGAGGUGGGAGGCCCACAUGCAGACCAGAGAGGCCCAGGCUCACAGAGGCAGCCCCUGUGAAGGGCAGGAGCACAUCUGAGGUACAGAUGGAGGCUUCUCUGGAUGACCCUGAGGCCACAGGAUUGACAGCAGAAGAGGACAGUGUGCGAUAUGGCCGGGUGAAGACCACCAUAUACCUGAGCUACCUGCGGGCGGUGGGCACACCCCUCUGCACCUACACCCUGUUCCUCUUCCUCUGCCAGCAAGUGGCAUCCUUCUCCCAAGGCUACUGGCUGAGCCUCUGGGCCGAUGACCCGGUUGUGAAUGGGCGGCAGAUGCAUGCAGCCCUGCGUGGCUGGGUCUUUGGGCUCCUUGGCUGUCUGCAAGCCAUCGGACUGUUUGCCUCCAUGGCUGUGGUGUUCUUGGGUGGAGCCCGGGCCUCAGGCCUCCUUUUCCGGAGCCUCCUGUGGGACGUGGCUCGCUCUCCCAUCGGCUUCUUUGAGCGCACGCCAGUCGGGAACCUGCUGAACCGCUUUUCCAAGGAGACAGACACAGUGGAUGUGGACAUCCCGGACAAGCUGAGGUCCCUUCUGACCUACGCCUUUGGGCUCCUGGAGGUCGGCCUGGCAGUGUCGAUGGCCACGCCUCUGGCCAUUGUGGCCAUCCUACCUCUCAUGGUUCUCUAUGCUGGAUUUCAGAGCCUCUAUGUGGCCACAUCUUGCCAGCUGAGACGUCUAGAGUCGGCCCGCUACUCGUCUGUGUGUUCCCAUAUGUCUGAGACCUUCCAGGGCAGUCUGGUGGUCAGGGCCUUCCGGGCCCAGGCAUCCUUCACAGCUCAGCACGAUGCUCUCAUGGAUGAGAACCAGAGGGUCAGUUUCCCGAAACUGGUGGCUGACAGGUGGCUGGCUACUAACCUGGAGCUUCUAGGGAAUGGCUUGGUAUUCGUGGCUGCUACAUGUGCUGUGCUGAGCAAGGCUCACCUAAGUGCCGGCCUCGUGGGCUUCUCGGUCUCCGCUGCCCUCCAGGUGACACAGACUCUGCAGUGGGUGGUCCGCAGCUGGACAGAUCUGGAGAACAGCAUGGUAGCCGUGGAGCGCGUGCAGGACUAUGCUCGCAUCCCCAAAGAGGCUCCCUGGAGGCUGCCCACCUGUGCAGCCCAGCCUCUCUGGCCUUGUGGGGGACAGAUUGAGUUCCGGGACUUUGGGCUCAGACACCGACCAGAGCUGCCCUUGGCUGUGCAGGGUGUGUCCCUGAAGAUCCAUGCAGGAGAGAAGGUGGGCAUCGUGGGCAGAACAGGGGCCGGGAAGUCCUCCUUGGCUUGGGGCCUGCUGCGGCUUCAGGAGGCUGCCGAGGGUGAUAUCUGGAUCGAUGGGGUCCCCAUCACCCAUGUGGGGCUGCACACACUGAGGUCCCGAAUCACCAUCAUCCCUCAGGACCCUGUCCUGUUCCCAGGCUCUCUGCGGAUGAACCUGGACCUGCUUCAGGAGCACACAGAUGAAGGCAUCUGGGCAGCGCUGGAGACAGUGCAGCUCAAGGCCUUCGUGACCAGCCUGCCUGGCCAGCUGCAAUAUGAGUGUGCAGGCCAGGGAGAUGACCUGAGUGUGGGCCAGAAGCAGCUCCUGUGCCUGGCACGUGCCCUUCUCCGGAAAACCCAGAUCCUCAUCCUGGACGAGGCGACUGCCUCUGUGGACCCAGGGACAGAGAUGCAGAUGCAGGCGGCCCUGGAGCGCUGGUUUACACAGUGUACCGUACUGCUCAUCGCUCACCGCCUGCGCUCCGUGAUGGACUGUGCCAGAGUCCUAGUCAUGGAUGAGGGGCAGGUGGCAGAAAGUGGCAGUCCUGCUCAGCUGCUGGCCCAGAAAGGCCUGUUUUACAGGCUAGCCCAUGAGUCGGGCCUCGCUUGAAUGAGGAUCCUUUCCAACCCCCGUGGAGCCAGCCAUAGAGCCUGCAGUGGCUGGAGAUGCCAGAGACUCAAGGGCCACAUGAUGUCCAAUCUAAACUGGAUUGGCAGAGAAAGUGACGGAGUAUUGGGAUACCAGACCCAGAAGAACCCAGCACGCCCAGGUUGGCCUGAGCAAGGCCAUGCCCACCCCAGGUCAAAGAGAAUGGUAUCUCUCAGCCCAAGCUGUCUACUUCAAGGCCACGCCCACUCCAGGCCAAUCAGAUUGGAUGCCCUGGACCCAGGUGAUGGUGUGCACAUAUUCCCUAACUCUUUAUUUUGAAGUCAUUGUAGAUUUCAGUCACAGUUUUAAGAAAUAACACGGAGAGAAACUGUGGCCCCUCUGCCCUGUUUAUUCCAAGGGUGACACCUUGUCCAACUCUAGGACAUCACACUGACUCUGACCGACUCAUCUUUACAACUCCUCUGUUGCUCUUG
Molecule: messenger RNA, 5022 nt
Organism: Mus caroli (Ryukyu mouse)
Lineage: Eukaryota; Metazoa; Chordata; Mammalia; Rodentia; Muridae
Gene: Abcc6
Product: ATP binding cassette subfamily C member 6
Biological process (GO): transmembrane transport
Cellular component (GO): membrane
Molecular function (GO): ABC-type transporter activity; ATP hydrolysis activity; ATP binding
Source: RefSeq, a predicted model, not a curated record